Molecule: messenger RNA, 2436 nt
Organism: Octodon degus (degu)
Lineage: Eukaryota; Metazoa; Chordata; Mammalia; Rodentia; Octodontidae
Product: vomeronasal type-2 receptor 116-like
Exons: 7
Biological process (GO): G protein-coupled receptor signaling pathway
Cellular component (GO): membrane
Molecular function (GO): G protein-coupled receptor activity
Source: RefSeq, a predicted model, not a curated record
AUGCGCAUUGAUGCAAAAAUCCUGAAUACAAUAGUAUUAAACACAAUGCGGCAAAUCAUGAAGAAGAUUAUACAUCAUGAGCUCAUGCCCAGCAACUACCAAAACUACCUGGCCUUCGUUUUUGCCAUUGAAGAGAUCAACAGGAAUCCUCAUCUUUUACCCAACAUUACUCUGGGCUAUGAGUUCCAUAAUUUCAGGACAACAAGAGAUCCCAAAUUAUUUAUGCAGGACAGAAAGCAAGGCUUCAGCAUUGGUCAUAGGCAUGUCAAGGGAAACCUCAGCUCACAUUGGACCACUACUGGAACUCUACAAAUUUCCACAGGUGAAUGUCGGAAGACGGGAACUGAAGGAAGCACAUCCAUGGUUACCUUUGGCUCAUUUGAUCCUACACUGACUGACAGUGGCCAGCAUCCUUCUAUCCAUCAGGUGGCCCCAAAGGAUACAUAUUUGGCCCUUGGCAUGGUGACCUUGAUGGUCCAUUUCCGCUGGACCUGGGUUGGCCUGCUCAUCACAGAAGUCCAUAAGGGUGUUCAAUUUCUCUCAGAUAUGAGAGCUGAGAUGAACAAGAACAGAGUCUGCAUAGCCUUUGUGUCAACAAUGGUUCUCACAUAUCUCUCAUUAACAAGUGUGGGUAAAAUCCUACAGAGAGACACAUCAUCUGCCAAUGUGGUUGUCAUUUACUAUGAUACUGAGAGUCCAGAUGAUUUGACCUAUCACAUAGUGAGUUUUUACAUGACCCAGAAAGUCUGGGUCUCAAACUCACAAUUCCACGGUGAACUGUCUGAGGAAGAUUUCAAACUCAAUUCACCCCGUGGGAUUCUUGUGUUUUCACAGCACCAUGAAGAGAUUUUAGGAUUCAAAACUUUUGUCAAGGCAGCUACCCCUUUCAAAUACCCAGAAGACACUUACCUUGUUUUUUACUGGUCCAUGCAUUUCCAUUGCUCAUUCCAUGAGUCUGACUGCACAUUGAAGAAUUGUACAGCUAAUCCCCCUGUCACAUGGAUACCUCCAUAUCCUAUUCACAUACCUUUGAGUGAUAGGAGCUACAAUAUAUACAAUGCUGUGUAUGCUGUGGCCCAUGCUCUCCAUGUGAUGCUUUCUGAAGAAGUACAAAGGUUGCCAAUGAGAAACAGAGAAAUGAUGACGUUUCCCCAUUGGCAGCUGCAUCCUUUUCUGAGGAACGUCCAACUUAAAAGUCCUGCAGGAGACAAGGUGAACUUGGAUGACAGAAAGAAAUUGAAUUCAGAGUAUGACAUUCUCACUUUUUGGAAUUUUGUAAAAGGCUUUAGAAUUAAGAGUAAACUGGGCAAAUUUUCUUCACAUGUUCCACAUGGUCAAAAAAUAACUCUAUCUGAGAGUAUGAUAGAAUGGACCACAAAAGCAAAAAAGACUCUCCAGUCAGUAUGCAGUGAGAGUUGCAAUCCUGGAUUUAGAAAAAGCCAACGGGAGGGAAAGGUGGCCUGCUGCUUUGAUUGUACCCCUUGUGCAGACAAUGAGAUCACAAAUGACACAGAUAUGGAGCUCUGUUUGACGUGCCCGGACCACCAAUAUGCAAAACCUCAAAGAAACCAGUACCUGCAAAAAGCUGAGACUUUUCUGGCUUAUGAAGAACCCCUGGGGAAGACUCUGGCUUGCACUGCCCUGAGUCUCACUCUUCUUACACUUGCUGUUGUUGGACUCUUUGUGAAGCACAGAGACACUCCCAUAGUCAAGGCCAACAACCAAGCUCUCAGCUACACCCUGCUCAUUUCCCUUGCCUGCUGUUUCCUAUGCACUUAGCUUUUUAUUGGCAGUCCUAGCACAGCCUCCUGCAUCCUCCAGCAGGCCUCAUUUGGAGUUGUGUUCACUGUGGCUAUUUCCACUGUCUUGGCCAAAACCAUUACUGUGGUGCUGGCCUUCAAGAUUACUGCUCCAGGGAAAAGGAUGAGACAAUUGCUGGUGUCAGGUGAACCUAAUUUCAUCAUCCCUAUCUGUUCCCUGAUUCAAAUCACUCUCUGUGGAAUCUGGAUGGGGACAAAUCCACCCUACAUUGACACAGACCCACACUCAGAACAUGGCCACGUCAUCAUCAUGUGCAACAAGGGCUCCCUCACUGCCUUCUACUGUGUCCUGGGAUACCUGGGCUCCCUGGCCCUGGUGAGCUUCACUGUGGCUUUCCUGGCCAGGAACAUGCCUGACACAUUCAAUGAAGCCAAGUUCCUGACAUUCAGCAUGCUGCUGUUCUGCAGCGUGUGGGUCAUCUUCCUGCCCGUGUACCACAGCAGCAAGGGGAAGGCCAUGGUGGUCAUGGAGGUCUUCUCUAUCUUGGCUUCCAGUGCAGGGCUGCUGGGCUGCAUCUUUGUCCCCAAGUGCUACAUUAUUUUGCUAAGGCCAGAGAGAAAUUCUCUUUCUGUGUUCAAAGAUAAAACUUCUUCCAGAAGAAAAAUGCCCAGUUAA